AUGGAAGUCAAGGACUCAGCCAUGAAGGAGGGUUUCAGCAAAGACACGAUAGAAAACUCACUGUUUUCGUUCAAUGCAAGGCUCAGCAAAUCGCAACAGAAUGUGUUGUUUGAUAUUUUAGCCUCUACCGCAGCGAUGUUUGCUCCAAUUCCAGCGAAAGUUGAGACGUUAACGAUUGUCACGGAAGACAACAGUGGUAUCGACAUGCAAAUCAGAAAUUAUGUUUCAGACGUCAUCAAUCAAAAGAAUUUUCCAGCAAAGCAACUCAAAUUUCUCAACCUCAUAUCAAGAGACGAUGCAUUCUCAGUGAACCCCAAAUCCUUUCACAUCCUUGCUGUUGAUGGAUCGGAGAAUCAAUUGUAUAACAACGAAGUAGAUCAGGAUUUUCGGAUGGUUCUUCACAGAAUUUUCAUGCGUACUGGAAGAAUUCCCUUGAUUGCGAUCUACAAUGAUCCCAUGGCGAUUCAAGGACGUAUACUCUCAGCAGAAUAUACGCAACUGUCAGAAUAUGGAUUCAUGAUGCCAUAUGUUUCAAACUGUUUCAGUUAUAACCACACUCCGAACGAAGAGCAGUUUGACUGGCUGUCAAUCAAGCUGGCAUAUGCCUUGAAUCCAAACAGCACCAACGAGGCAGCAUUGCUGUCCUUCAUAACAGGCAAUCCCAAUUUAGCUUCCAUAAAAACCAUCUUAGAUUAUAUCGAACAGAUGCAAAGAAACAGAAAGAAACAGAAGCUACAUCUGAUGUGUGCUGCUGAAGUUCACGAUGCACCUAUUGAGCACAAAUACUUACAAGAGUCCAAGGAAUUGAAGAAUGACGACAGCAAUUCUUUCGAAUCCCCAAGUAACUGGGAAAUUCCAGUGAACGGCUCUGACAAAGCAUCAGCGAAUCGGCAUGAUAAUGUGGAACUUUCUGACCUUAACGGCGCUGAAAAGAAUCUGUUCACACGACCGAUUGAAGUACCAGAUACCAACAAGAACUCUUAUCAGAACGCCUGGACCUACCUGGAGAGGUUGAAGGGGGAACAUGAAGCAGCGAUUCAAUCUGAAGCAAUGAAAUCUACAUUCUCAGGCGAAGACUUGAUUGAGAAAGCAAAGCGAUUAAACGAGCGGGCUGAGCAAGAAAAGAACGAGCUCAUUCGCAGACUGAAAAUGCGCGACGAAGAGAAGUCAGAGACUGAAGAAAAUCAAACGUUGGUAGCAAGUAAAGUAGACGAGAGCCAAACAUUGAUAGCACAUGAAAUUCCGAGGUCAGGAAAAGAAUCUGCGGUCCUCACAGGAACAGAUUCAUUGGGAGGCUCAGACGUUGGUUACCAUCAUGAAUCAAAGAAGACAGUUGAAAAUUCUCCAGAGAUAGCAAGCGACUACAGUCUUAUUGAAGAAAAUCUUUCCCAUGCCAACAGGAAUCACAUCGCUCCUUCUGCUGAAACAAGGAACGACAUUGUUGACAAAGUGGAGGCAAAUACGCAUGCAGCUCCUGAAGAGAUUCCUGUACAGAAGGACAACCCUGCCUCAAAGGUACCUGAAAUCAUCGAAGAGAUCAAGCCGGUCAAAGAAGAACUCCAUCGCUUGAAUUCCAACGGAACUUCACAAGAUUCGAAUGUUAGAAUUCCUCGCGUUCUUCCCAUCAGGCCGUCCACAGAUUUUGCAGGUCAUGACGUGCACAGGCAAGAGAAAAAUGGACAUGCAGAUAAUCUGGUUCAAGCAGAAUUGGAAGGACAUUCGAACCUUCGAGAUCAUCGAGCAAACGUGGAACAUUGUGGGGUGGGUGUGAUGCUGGGCCUGGAGAAGAAGACGGGCAAGAUUCUUGUCUCCAAUGUCGAGGCGGGAAGCAGCGCUGCCAAGUGUGGAAUUCAAGUUGGAAGUGUGGUCAUGACCAUCGACGGAGCUCGCGUGCAAGGGAUGAAAGUGACGGAAGUGAAUGAGAUGCUUCUCGGAGCAGCGCACACGGCAGUCGUUAUCGGCUUGCAGGACAAGCGCUAUGGGCCGGAGGUUCGAGACUUCGCAGUGAUCCGGCAGGCUCCACGUCCUCACGUGCCGACUGAAAAGAAGGUGAGGAGCAGCACUGAAAACAUCGCCUAUCGCAGUCAGAGCAGCUCAGAUCUGUCAACAACUUCCACAGAGGGUCGAUCUUCACGGCAGGACCUGGACGGCGAGCCCUGGCCAGUGCAGCAGCAGAGCGAUCGAUCGUACAAGAGCGAUAACCAGCUCAAGGAUCGUCUGUUUAGUGACUACGAGAAUGGAGGGUUGCAACCUCAAGGAGUGAGUCGAAGGGGAGGGAGCGAGAUUCGGGUUCUGUCCCCCGACCAGAUCUCGCGCGUUGCGAUACCCUCCCCGACGUCGAUGUCGGAUAAAAAGCAGAACCAAGAUUUCGAUGCGUGGCUGCAUCAUCUGGAGCAGCAUAUGGUUCGUGGAAAGAGUCGAAAUCUCAACCAGUCGUUCUCAUAA
Guillardia theta CCMP2712 is the source of this 2445-nucleotide messenger RNA. RefSeq lists its product as hypothetical. Gene Ontology annotation, molecular function: protein binding. The record is from RefSeq and is a predicted model, not a curated record. The coding region runs from base 1 to 2445 and encodes 814 amino acids. Lineage: Eukaryota; Cryptophyceae; Pyrenomonadales; Geminigeraceae. The transcript has 10 exons.